Molecule: messenger RNA, 1263 nt
Organism: Mya arenaria
Lineage: Eukaryota; Metazoa; Mollusca; Bivalvia; Myida; Myidae
Product: cyclin-dependent kinase 5-like
Exons: 11
Coding region: 44-946 (300 amino acids)
Biological process (GO): protein phosphorylation; neuron apoptotic process; synaptic vesicle transport
Cellular component (GO): cytoplasm; nucleus
Molecular function (GO): cyclin-dependent protein serine/threonine kinase activity; ATP binding
Source: RefSeq, a predicted model, not a curated record
CAUUUAAGUAAGCGUCUAGCAACUCGGAUAAAAUAAAAUUAAAAUGCAAAAAUAUGAAAAAUUAGAGAAAAUCGGGGAAGGUACCUAUGGGACUGUUUUCAAGGCCAAGAACCGAGAGACCCAGGAGAUAGUAGCCUUAAAGAGAGUGAGACUUGAUGAUGAUGACGAGGGUGUUCCGAGCUCAGCAUUGAGAGAAAUUUGUCUGUUGAAGGAGCUAAAACAUAGAAACAUUGUCAGACUACACGAUGUUCUUCACAGUGAUAAGAAGCUGACCCUGGUCUUUGAAUAUUGUGACCAGGACCUGAAGAAAUACUUUGACAGCUGUAAUGGUGAGAUUGAUCAGGAUACUGUCAAGAGUUUUAUGUACCAGCUUCUGAGAGGUCUGGCAUUUUGUCACAGUAACAAUGUUCUACACAGAGAUCUAAAGCCACAGAACCUUCUUAUUAACAAGAAUGGAGAACUGAAGCUGGCUGACUUUGGGCUGGCACGAGCAUUUGGUAUUCCAGUCCGUUUCUAUUCUGCAGAGGUUGUUACACUGUGGUAUCGUCCUCCGGAUGUGCUGUUUGGGGCCAAAAUGUAUUCAACAUCCAUCGAUAUGUGGUCUGCAGGAUGUAUAUUUGCAGAGAUGGCAAAUGCAGGGCGUCCAUUAUUCCCAGGAAAUGAUGUGGAAGACCAACUGAAAAGAAUAUUUAAGUUAUUGGGAACCCCAACAGAAGAAACCUGGCCAAAUAUCACACACCUACCAGACUAUAAGCAAUAUCCGAUGUACCAUGUCAGCACGACGUGGCAGCAAGUUGUACCGAGGUUGAAUGUGAAGGGACGGGAUCUGCUUCAGAGAUUACUGGUGUGUAACCCCAGCGGUCGACUAUCGGCAGAAGAAGGAUUGCAACACGGCUACUUUAACGACCUAAGCCCCUCAAUACGACUGCCCUCUGACCCCUUCUGAACCCUGCUCUUUUAUUUCCAGGCCCGAAACUGUGCUCUUGUUUUCUUUUCAGAGAUAUUGGCAAUGGAUUGUGCUUGCCUGGUGUAAUUGUCAUAUUGAAUCAAAUUCAUGUGAAUUUUCCAUGGCUUUUACAUGUUUUCUUUAGUUUAAAAUGAACAUUCAAAUCAUGGCAACUUGGCAAAUCUGUCAAUAUAUUUUAAGCCAUUUCGAUUUUAUGAUAAUAUUGAGAGUUUUGGUUAAAAUCAAAUUUUAGCUGUUAUACUUUCAUAUUGAUUGUGCUAAAGAUACAUUGAAAUAUAAAGAUAUUCCAGCGAGGA